UCCAUCUUCACUUCCCUCUUUUCCUUUCUCAUUUCUGUUUUCAUCUCCUGCUCCUCUCCAUCUCUGUUACUCCCACUUUGUUCGUUUUCUUGUCUCGUGCUUGCUGCGCAUCUACUGGAGUCGGGAAUUUGUGUGCCUGGGCCUUUUCCUUUGUCCCACUUCCUUGGUCUCUUUCUCCCCUAAGCGCUUACCGAAACCUUCUGGUUGUCUUUACUCUAGCUACGGGGUCCGCCAAGGAAGCUCCCGCCUGAAUCUAUUUUGCAAAGCUUCCUCCAUCUGCAAACUUUAAUACACGACCCCCAUUCAUAUCACGUUUUAUCUGAUCUAGCAACUUUUUUGUUUCGCUUUUUCUUCUCCGUUCAUCUUCCUUUUUUGAUUGCCUGAUCAAUCUCGAUAUUCUGCGAACCUCUGCGUCUGUUUCUAGCUUCAUCUGCAUCAUCCCGUCCACCGCAUACGCCACCCUCCUUGAAACUGAUUUGGUCCCGGCGCUCUGAACGGUAGUUGACACCUGCAUCGAUCCGCCAAGUCGAUUGAUUUUUCUGCCUUUGAAUAUCCAAAAAUGACUGAAAACGCUCCUGCUUCCAACUCAAAUCUUCCUGCUUCGCAGCCACCGUCUGGUGUACCGGGUCAGCAACAGUACGAUGCGCCUCAGGGUAAUGGCCAGACUAACCCCUCCCAUAUGCCACCACCACCUCGUCCGCCCGUGGUGAUCCCACAGAAUACCAAUCCCAUCCCGACGGCUAUUACAUCCCCGAUGUCUGCAAAUAUGAUGUCGCCCACCAGUGCUGGCGGGUAUGUGCGUCGAGCUGCACCCGAACCAAAUAAAAGGGCCCUCUAUGUAGGUGGGCUGGACCCAAGGGUGACGGAAGAUAUCAUGAGACAAAUAUUUGAGACUACUGGCCAUGUUGUCAGUGUCAAGAUUAUCCCUGACAAAAAUUUCAACAGCAAAGGAUACAACUAUGGCUUUGUCGAAUUUGACGAUCCAGGUGCAGCCGAGAGAGCUAUGCAGACCCUCAAUGGACGUCGCAUCCACCAAUCGGAGAUACGUGUGAAUUGGGCCUAUCAGUCCAACAAUGCAAACAAGGAAGACACGUCUAGCCACUUCCAUAUUUUUGUGGGUGAUUUGAGCAAUGAGGUGAACGACGAAGUUUUGCUCCAAGCCUUCUCCGCCUUUGGAUCCGUGUCCGAAGCUCGUGUCAUGUGGGAUAUGAAGACUGGUCGUUCUCGUGGAUAUGGUUUUGUCGCAUUCCGGGAACGUGCGGACGCUGAAAAGGCUCUCAGCUCUAUGGACGGUGAAUGGCUUGGUUCCCGUGCCAUUCGUUGCAACUGGGCCAACCAAAAGGGGCAACCUUCUAUUUCACAGCAGCAAGCGAUGACCGCGAUGGGCAUGUCGCCGGCUGGAGCCUUUGGCCAUCACCACUUCCCUACUCAUGGUGUUCAGAGUUACGACAUGGUUGUCCAGCAAACUCCUCAGUGGCAGACCACGUGCUACGUUGGCAAUCUCACCCCUUACACCACGCAGAACGACAUCGUUCCUCUGUUCCAGAACUUCGGUUAUGUCCUCGAAACUCGCCUUCAAGCUGACCGAGGAUUUGCGUUUGUCAAGAUGGACUCGCAUGAAAAUGCCGCCAUGGCCAUUUGUCAACUCAGUGGAUACAACGUCAAUGGCCGUCCACUGAAGUGCAGUUGGGGCAAGGACCGUCCUCCCACAGGUCAAUUCGACGGGUACAAUCCCCAACAAGGUCCAUCUCCCGCUGGACGAAGCUGGGACCAGCAAGGCAGCAACUUUACUGGUCCUGGCAUGCCUGCGCAGGGUUACGGCGUCCCGGCAAGUGCUGCUGGCUAUGGCCGUGGACAGGGCGCUCCCAAUGCUAACUGGAACCAACAAAACAAUGCCAAUUUCGGAAACGGCUUUGGGAACUACCAGGCGUAGUUUUGGUCUAACGAUCUGCGGUAUGAAGCCUAUCUUGGAUGAAGAAGUUCGAGAGAGUGGCCAUUCACGACAUCUAAAAGAAAAUGAGACGAGCGGCCUUUUCUAUUUCCCCCCCUAACAUCGGAUUUUCAUGCCAAUUUUGCUGUCAAUUUCCUCUCUCUUUCUCUCUUUUCUCUCUCGCAUAUCCAUUUCUCCUUUCAGGUGCUUUUAAAUUGACUUUAUUAAGUGGAUUUUCAGCGAAUGUCUCCGAUUCUGAAGUGCGUCCUUUUGAAAUUUGUGUGUUAACAUGCACCCAAUACCCCAAAUCCACUUCGUUGAAUCAUCCUUUCUAUGCCUAUCUCUUUGAAUGUGUAUUGUGAAUGUUUCAGUAAGAGCUUCUUGGAUUUGCGGUUCAAGGGUGCUCCCCAACUAAUUAAAAGUACCUUUCUUCUCUGCCACCCAUCAGACUGUCUUAUCUGGCUUUAUAUCGUACCAUCUUGUUUCUGUAUGCAUGAGCGUCUAUUUUGAACAGGCUUGAUCUUUUCCAUCCCUUCAUGAGACUAUGUUUUGCUGUUCAAUACCCUCUUCUUGACAUCCUGGGGCUUCUUUGGACUGUUUCUAACUCUUCUCUGGACAAUGUCUUGUUCCUUCUCAUUUUCGCGGUCCUGGUACCCUAUCUGUGCCCUUUCGAACCAUGUAUGGAUGCCAGCCUCUUGUCUUCUUUAGUUAGCAUACUAUUAUACCCGGCCAUAUAAGAAGCCAGCCUUAUGACGGUUUAUAAAUUCAUGAUGGGUGUGUUGACCCUGCUUAGCAAAAGAAUAUAUGGUGAUCUUGUUUUAGC
Messenger RNA from Monascus purpureus, 2753 nucleotides. NCBI's taxonomy places the organism in Eukaryota, Fungi, Ascomycota, Eurotiomycetes, Eurotiales, Aspergillaceae. The record is from the annotation of a GenBank genome assembly.